CAGUCUCAAAACAAGUCUCGUGAGGAGUUGUCGAGCAGGAGCUGCACCAGAUGAAAAGUGUUAACAAUCAUACGACAUCAUAAGUGUGGAGUGUGUUGAUCUCCUCCUAUCUAUUCGUAAUAUCGCUUAAGGAUUAACGAUGUGGUCGUACAAGGUUCUUCUCAUGAGCAUGUUGGUUCAUGUGACCUUCUGCAUCACAGAAAAUCCUGUAUCUAUUAGGUCGAAAGACCUCCAACACCAUCAAUUAAUUACAUCAUCUACACUGAGAUGGCUGUCUGCUGAAAAAGGCAAGCACCCUGACAAAGCAGUAAUAGGAUCUAUAUUAAUAGAGGCCGAUAAUUCUUCAAAGCAACAGCCGAGUGACGAAAUGGACAACAACAAACAACUGACAGUGCCUAGAAAAGUGUAUAUUUGUAGGGCGAGAUAUAACUCAAUUCUGGUUCCUGGACAGCUUCGAUUCAGCUCUACUAAGUGUGAAAUAUCCAUGCAUGGUCGUACAUAUUAUUAUGAAAGAUACGAAGUGCUGGAAAAUAUUGAAAAUGGGGCUAGACUCACUUGGGUCAGGUGGGACAAAUACUCCGGUCUGCCUGUCGGUGCUGUAUCCGCUGGUGAGACUUAUAUUGCAAGAAGGAAAGCGUCAAAUGAAUCUACACUGGGACUUGAACACUUUUUGGGAAAACUUGAAAUGGAAGGGAUCACGGGGAAAAUAACUGUUCUCGACAAUGAAAGAGUGCCCCAAGAGUUCACAGAUGGCGAGGUACUCAUUGAAACAGAACCAGUUCGGUAUGAACUGACCAAUAUAAAAUUCAACUACCACAAGAAAAUGGAAAAGAAUGAUGUGCAAACACUUGGAUCAGCUGUGAUGGUCAACGAAGAGGACUUCACGGCAAACAGCGACACAGUAAUAACAUACAACUCGACUUACUCGAUAUACUGGGGCCAAGGAAAAGGCAUUUUAAUAGGUCUACCAACAACUAUAAGACAACAAGAUGGAAGCGUACUUGAAGAAAUCAAAUGGGGAAUCACAGAGAAAGAAGACCGAAAAGAACAUAUUUACAAAGUGGAAAUUAAACUUGAUCCAGGGACAGGAACAAACGUUACACUUCUGGGAAAUCUCACAGAAACUGAAAUUCCAUACACAGCAAGACUGGUUGCUGUCUAUCCUGAUGAUGCUACCCGAGGGAGGACCAUUCAAGGAAUUCGACACGAAAUUGCAUUGAAAGAUGUCAGAACAGUCUUCUCGCCCUUAUACUUUACCGGAAAUAAUUCAUUUGUGCCAACAACGACUACAACGACAACUACAACUACAACCACAACCACGACAACAACUGAAAAGAGCAAGGAUAUACCAAAGAGGACAGAGAAGGAGAGUGAGGUGAAGAAAGAAGAAAAUCAGACUACAGACCUGAUGAAUGAUCAGGGUUCAAAUGCCGGGUCGAAAAAGAAAGAAGUUCAUUCCCACAGCUCGGACGGAGUUAAUUUACAGUUUGACAAAUAUUUAUUCUAUAUUGUACCAUUUUUCCUAAGUCUUAGGAUAUGCUACUAAGAAAUUUCAAUAUGUGUGGCUCUAUAAAUGUACAUGACUGAGAAAAAUGUUGUUUGUUUUUUUGCAUCAGUUUUUAUCUUUGUUGACAUUAAUCGCUUGUGUUCUGAAGAGAGAUUGUAUAAAAGAGUUUGAGAAAGAAAUAGUUACAAUUGAUUUUUAAUCUUAAUUGUUGAAAAUUUUUGUCAAAGGUAAAUAAUAAAACCUUGCUUCAAGCGUU
Molecule: messenger RNA, 1763 nt
Organism: Cimex lectularius (bed bug)
Lineage: Eukaryota; Metazoa; Arthropoda; Insecta; Hemiptera; Cimicidae
Gene: uzip
Product: protein unzipped
Exons: 7
Coding region: 140-1546 (468 amino acids)
Source: RefSeq, a predicted model, not a curated record